Messenger RNA from Paramecium tetraurelia, 1116 nucleotides. RefSeq lists its product as uncharacterized. Gene Ontology annotation, molecular function: protein kinase activity; ATP binding. The transcript is spliced from 3 exons. NCBI's taxonomy places the organism in Eukaryota, Ciliophora, Oligohymenophorea, Peniculida, Parameciidae. Gene Ontology annotation, biological process: protein phosphorylation. The record is from RefSeq and is a predicted model, not a curated record.
AUGGGUAAUUAAUAAUAAAGCGAAUCUUAAAGUGAGUUUCUAGAAAAGAAAUUAGAUCCCAACUAUGGAGAAAUUAGUAUCUAUAAGAAUAAAGCUAACAACUUAAUAUUUGCUGAAAUUAAAUAGGUUUUCUUAAGUGAUACAUCAGUCGAAUCAAUAAAAGCCAGUUUAGUAAAAAGAUUGCAAUUGAAUCAUAAAUGCUUGGUUAAAAUAUUAUCAUUUGAUAGUGGAAAUAUGGAUGACUUCUGCAGCUCAUAUGUAGUAUUAACAAUAACAGUUGAAUACUUGAAUGACACUUUACAUAAUGACAUCCUUCUCAGAAAGAUUCAUAAGACCACAUAUUCAGAACAAGAGCUCUGCUACAUUAUAUAUGAGAUCUCAAAUCUAUGCCAUUAUAUGAAGACGAUGAAUAAUGAAAUAAUCGAUAUUUACCCAUCAAGGAUCCUAAUUGAUGAUCAAAGAUAAAUCAAAUACUUUGAUUAGUUUCUUGAAAAUUCAAGACUUAGCAAUUAUUAUUCGGUUCUCUUUAAUCAAAGAGACUUGGAGUAUGUAGCUCCAGAACAGCUGAUUCUCUUAACAACUCGAGAUAAAAAUGACACUACAGAUUAAGAAUUAGUAAACAUCUUUUGUCUCGGCCUUAUGAUGGUCAGCCUAAUUAGUGGAUAACGAUGUGUUGAAUUUUACAAUCAAGAGAAACUAUUGUUUAAAAAAGACUAUGUAGAUCAAUUAAUAAACAAAUAUUGUUUGAGAUACCAAUAUAGCGAUUUCUUCAAAUCAACUAUUCAAUCCAUGCUCAAAUUGCAUAAUGAUGGCAGACCCAACUAUUAAAGUCUAUUGUAGAUUCUACAUCCGCAUUAAGAUAGUUUUGCUACCUUCCUUAAUCCGAUUGGGAAGUAAAGAGAAAUGUUGGAGUCCCAAUUACAUUCGUUUCACACUCAAGGUUCUCCUUCUAAAUCUCGUAUUUCAGGAUUUGAUCCAGUGGAUUUCAGCGAAAUCGAUAAAAGAAUUAAGACUGCUAGAUAGAAGGCAUAAAACACUUUAGAUGAAAUAGGACUAGAUUUGAGACUGAAUAAUUUUGCCACAACACAAAUAAACAUUAUUGAGGCAAGUGAAUGA